AAGUUUUAUUAUUUUGACUUGUGUGGACAGAGAGCUGUUGUGAUUAUUGCUUUAGCACAAUGGCAAUUGUGCGGACACUUUUAUACAUACACCAUGACUUAUGUUUAUAUAUCUUCACUUAAGCGAUUGUGUGAUAUUAGUUCGAUUAGGUGUAAUAGGACUUUCUUAAUUCUUUAGUACCGGGCAAUGAAGAGCACUUUUGAAUCUACCUAAAGCAUGCAGCUUAUCUCUACCAAGGUCUAUUGACACGUAUACAUUUUUUUAUGUUCCACUACUGUAUAUAUCUGUAUCUAUUAUAGAAUUUAGUGAUUUUUAAAACACGGUGUAAAUCUAUAAAAGUGUUCGCACAACUAUCAUUGUGCUAAAGCAUAAUAAUCACUCUGUCCCCACAAGUCAAAUAUAUGUAUAGCGUACGCGAAACAUUUUCCGGUGUAGCGAGACGUAUAACGCGAUUUUAAAAAUUGAUAAUUACUGUGCUGUUCAUGUGCAUGGUAUCUUUUUCAAUUGUAAAAAUUUACUAGCAGAUACGAAGCAUAGCAGCAAAUAGAGUAAUUAUAAAAAAUAAUUUUGAUUCGCGACUUCGCACAUAUAAUGUAUUGCCAAUUUUUCGAAGCAAAAUUUUCAAGAAACGCAACGAAAACUUGAAAUAAAAAAAUUCAUGCAUACUUGAUUUAACAAAAAAAAUAUUUAAGCCUUUUUCUUAAAAAAAAAGGUACUUUUGCGAUAUUGCAGAAAGGGUCUAUCAAUAUAAUUAAAAAGUCUUAUAUAUUUUCAUGGAUUCGCUAUAUGCUACGCGGCGAUUGGUGCACGACUGGACUGAAUAAGCAAGUGUGUGUGUGCGUGUAUGUGGGCAUCCGUCGAGUCAAGACCUCGACCGGCAGCUGUCUUUUUCCCUGCCUGAUUUGCUCCCGAAUGAACGUCGUGUUUUGGCGACGUUUCUAGGAGAGUAACUUCCAGGUUUUAUUUUUUCCAAAGUGUUCAACAAGUGGUUUUUUUAGAUCUCUAUACAAACAAAACUACGAAGAACACAAGAUGCCAUCCAAUUUCAAGGUAUCAUCAAGCUGGGCUGAUGAAGUCGAGGAUGAGGGAAAUGUUACCCUUCCUCCUCCAACAGUUGUCUAUGAAAAUGGUUUUAAGAUAAUGACAGAGUACAAACUGAACGAGGAUAACAAGAAAGUCAAGGUUGUUCGUACAUACAGAGUGGAGAAGCGUACAGUUUCUAAGUCAAUUGCGGUUAGAAAGAAUUGGGCCAAAUUUGGAGAUUCAAAAAAUGAUGGUCCAGGACCAAACCCAGCUACAACAGUCAUUGCUGAAGAUGUAUUUAUGCAGUUCCUCUCAGGCAAGGAAGAAGACAAGAUUGAUGAGGACGCGCUGGACAAAUUGAAGAGCAUGGUUGAAAAGGGAGCUGUCAAGUGCCGUAAUUGUAGUGGCGAGCACUGGACCACAAGGUGUCCAUUCAAAGAUACUGUACUUGCUGGUGGUCUUGGCACUGAUAAGAAACCUCUCACUUCACAAGCAGCAGACGCUGUACCAGAAGUUGGUAAACCUCAAGGUUCAAAGUAUGUUCCGCCAAGUAUGCGUGACGGCGGCAACAAACGGGGAGAUUCUAUGCAAAUGCCGCGUAGAGACGAUUUCACUGCUAUUAGGAUAUCUAAUUUGUCAGAAAGUACAACCGAUGCCGAUUUGGAAGAACUUGUCAAGCCAUUUGGAGCAGUUCAGAAAAUCUAUUUGGCGAAAGAGCCGGGUACAAACGAUUGCAAAGGAUUUGCUUACAUUCAUUAUAGAACGCGAUCUGAAGCUGCUAAGGCUAUUGAAAGAUUACAUGGUUACGGAUACGAUCACUUGAUUUUGAAUGUAGACUGGUCCAAGCCUCCAGUUCAAAGCAAUUAAUACAAAGUAUAAUGUGAAAAAUUCAGAAAAAUACAGGUUUUUUCAAAGCUUUUAUUAUUAAAUACUUGGUCACACCUUAUUUUCAAAUAUUUAGCAUUUUUACUUAUUCAUUCAUUUUUUUGUCCUCUCCUCUUUGUAUUCCUUUAUAUCCUACCGUAGUACUUUUUGAAAACUUUCAAACCAAAUCUUAAAUUGCUGCUAUCUAUUUUCUAUAUGAGCAAAUAAGAGUUCGAUGAUUUGACUCAGAACUGUUACAGUAAUUUUUGCAGUACUGAAAUAAGUUGGAUACCUUAUAAUAUGCCCAAGAGUAACAAGUCUCUGUAUUAUUAUUCAAAUUUAAUUUUUAUAAUUAUUGCUUCCUACAAAAACAACUUGAAUAGAUUAAUUUCUAUAAAAAAUUAAUUAAUUUUGUUCUGUCAAAAUUUAAAUACCCUUUUCAUAAAAAAUACUCUGCCACCUUGUGAAUUUUAUUGUAAAAUUUGUAAAUAUUUGUAAAUCUGUUACAUAAAUAAAGUUUUGAAUUCACCGCA
Nasonia vitripennis (jewel wasp) is the source of this 2420-nucleotide messenger RNA. RefSeq names its product eukaryotic translation initiation factor 3 subunit G. Bases 1033 to 1890 code for a protein of 285 amino acids. NCBI's taxonomy places the organism in Eukaryota, Metazoa, Arthropoda, Insecta, Hymenoptera, Pteromalidae. Gene Ontology annotation, cellular component: cytoplasm; eukaryotic translation initiation factor 3 complex. The transcript has 3 exons. The record is from RefSeq and is a predicted model, not a curated record. Gene Ontology annotation, molecular function: RNA binding; translation initiation factor activity.